AUGGAGCGCUUCAGAGCCGGCAUCAGGGCAUCCACCAUCACGAAAGAGCAGUUACGGAGACGUAUGACCGGCCCGAGGCCAAAGUGGAUAGAUCUUGUCGACCCCAUCAAGCCCACGGCUGCUCAGUACGUGACUCAAAGCGAGAAGAGCUUCCUAGAAGAGCACUUCUUUCGAUGUCCAGCUGACACCCCUAGGAUAAGUCGACGAUGGGUAGACAGAAGUUAUCCAAGGACGAUUCGCAGCCGCCAGAGCAACCAAAACCGUAUGUCUCCGCUGGCGUACCAUACUUUCGAGAACCGUUUUGGUCGAUUCAAGGACCUUGCAUGGAAGGUCCCUCAUCCUGGACUGGAAAAGAUCUGGACAUUUCUUUCGACGCUUAAACUGCCAACGCAAGGCUUGCUCUACACUGACGCAAUUGAUUGCGUCAACGCUUUCACUUCGGUGAUUAAUAUGGACAAAUGUCCUAGAAGGCUGAGACGCAAGCGAUUUGAUCCGACUCUAUGUUAA
Messenger RNA from Ustilago hordei, 507 nucleotides. RefSeq names its product putative Rga2 protein. Bases 1 to 507 code for a protein of 168 amino acids. The record is from RefSeq and is a predicted model, not a curated record. The transcript has 2 exons. Lineage: Eukaryota; Fungi; Basidiomycota; Ustilaginomycetes; Ustilaginales; Ustilaginaceae.